This is a messenger RNA of Glarea lozoyensis ATCC 20868, 1731 nucleotides long. RefSeq lists its product as uncharacterized. The transcript is spliced from 4 exons. NCBI's taxonomy places the organism in Eukaryota, Fungi, Ascomycota, Leotiomycetes, Helotiales, Helotiaceae. Gene Ontology annotation, molecular function: transmembrane transporter activity. Gene Ontology annotation, biological process: transmembrane transport. Bases 1 to 1731 code for a protein of 576 amino acids. The record is from RefSeq and is a predicted model, not a curated record. Gene Ontology annotation, cellular component: plasma membrane; fungal-type vacuole membrane.
AUGCCAUCCGAUCCAGGUAAACCACCUGCGCCCAAAAAGGCAAUGAACCGGUGGCCGUGUACACCCACCCUAACCAUAUCUGAUAACGUGAAGAUAUUAUGGCGGGUGAUGGCCUCUAGCGAUUCCGUAACAGACGUUGAGAAAGGGGCAGUGACAACUCCAGGCCCAGCACUUCCACUAGAGUCUGGAGCGGCUGUGAAGAAACACGACCCCACACUCAAUGUGCAUGACGAAAUCACACCUAAGAACAAAUUCCUGGCAUGGUUGUACCAAAUUGAGAUACUCCUCGGCUUUGAGGCUCGAGGUAUACACCGUGUGAAAGAGCAGGACCAAACCGAGAAAACCACGCUCAAUUUCUGGCAGAUUGUCAUGAUGUGGUUUUCCAUUAACGCGGCCGCCCAGAACAUUACCCUUGGUAGUAUUGGGCAAAGUGUAUUUGAGCUCGGAUUCGUUGAUGCAGUAUGCUGUAGUGUCUUUGGUGGCAUUCUUGGGACCAUCCCAGUGGCUUAUACAGCCGGUUGGGGCCCUUGGAGUGGAAAUCGCACUUUAAUCGUAGCUCGAUUUUCUAUGGGAUGGUGGCCUGUGAAAAUAUGUGUUCUGCUUAACUUGGUGAUUCUUAUCGGUUAUUCUAUGAUAGGGGCGGUUAUUGCUGGCCAAAUCCUUUCAGCAGUCUCAUCAAAUGGAAGUCUGUCGGUUGAGGUGGGUAUUGUAAUAACAGCAAUUUUGACAUUUGUUGUCACGACCUUCGGCAUUAAGAUAUUCCAUCACUUUGAAAGAUGGGUAUGGGUUUUCUCAUCCGUAAUUCUGCUUAUUCUGUUGGGGACUACCGCACGCCAUUAUGAUACAACGACGCCUUCUGUAGCAACCGGCCGGACACUGAUCGGAAACCGAAUCUCAUUCUUUUCGGUUUGUCUCUCUGCUGCAAUCACCUACUCGCCAGGUGCUGCUGACUUCCUCGUGUACUGCAAUCCGCAGUCUGCUACGCGCUGGAAAGUGGCUGGUGCAACCAUGCUCGGGCUGACACUUUCCUUCUCGCUGACAUUCAUACUCGGUGCAGGAUUAGCAUCCGGUAUUGCCACUCAACCGAGCUGGGAAGCUGCUGGCGCUGGAUCUGGCGCUCUUAUAGUUGCCGGAUACUCCUCCUUAGGUGGCUUUGGGAAAUUCUGUUCGGUUCUGGCAGCUCUCGGUUUGAUAUCCAACAUGGUACCUCCAACUUACUCGUCCGGUAUCGACUUCCAGAUUCUCGGGAGAUAUACAGCUAUCGUUCCAAGAUUCCUAUGGAACACUCUUGCCGUAAUCAUUUUUACCGUUUGCGCAUUGGUAGGCAAGGACAGUCUCUCCGAGAUAUUUACGAAUUUCCUGGCUUUGAUGGGAUAUUGCAAGUUUCCAUUUACCGCCAUAAGAAUUCCACUAACGUCACUAGGGGUUGUACUUUGGAUCGUCAUCACUCUAGAAGAAGAAUUCGUUUUCCGUAGGCGCUCUGACCCGAAGUUUGUUUGGUCUGACUGGAAUGUUCCUUCCCGUCUUCCACUUGGACUUGCUGCUACUGCAGCGUUCUGUGUCGGUUGGAUAGGUGCUAUACUAUGUAUGGCACAAGUAUAUUAUGUCGGUCCUUUGGCGAAGACCGUUGGCGAUUUUGGAGCUGAUAUGGGGAAUUAUGUUGGGUUUGCUUGGGCAGGCUUGGUUUACGCACCGUUGAGAUGGUUGGAGUUGAGACAUUUCGGGCGAUGA